CUUUUGUUUACAAUUUCAAUAUUUACAAUUAUUUAUAUUUUCAAUUUCCAACUGCCCAACUGAAAUGUGGACGACGCCAAGCAAUGGGGACAGCUUCGUGAAUAUGGAUUGCAGCAAGAACGUGGUAACCAUUAUGCCAAGUGUGGAAAUGUUGGUCAGCUUCUCGCAUGACACGAUGCGCGCCAAAAAGCCUUGUCUACUGUACGCCGAACGGAUGGACUUCAAAGAGAUGAUGCAACUGCGCUUAGCGGAGAAAGCCGAUCAGCGUCGCAUGUACAUAACGACUGUGGACUGUACUUCCUUUCACGAGCUGAAGCAGGAUCAGUGCCUGAAUGUGACCUUCGCUGGGUUCAUGGACAAUGUGGUGCGCAUGCUCAGAGACUGCCAGUCGGGCAAACUGGAGCUGCACCUGGCCGCCAGAGAGCCAUCUGGCUCCGAAUACCAGCUGCAGUUUGUGGAAAUUAGAUCGUUCAAGAAUCUCAUACACUUGUGCCUGCCCUGCCGUUCUGCACCUCUAAACACGGUGCUCUACUACAUAAAUCUCAUGCUAGAUGCCUCGCACAAGAAGUGCUUUCUGCUGGAGGAGAGCAUACAGCAGGUGCAGCUAGAGUUGAGCUCACAGCGUGCGCACAUGGAUAGAUUGGGUGCGGAAAACAGCAAACUAAGAGAGGCACUGGCGGAGAAUACGCAACGUUUGGAGGAGCAGCACGCUGCGGAGUUGCAGCAAAUGCAGGAGCAACUGUCGAAGGUGAACGAGCAGCGCAGCAGUGAGCUGGAACGCAAUCGCAGAUCGAUCUCCAGCAUCCAGGCGCAGUUGGAGAAGGCAAACGCGGACAAGUGCGACACAAAGAUUGCGCUGGAACAGGCCGAGCAGCGCACCCAAGCAUUGAGUGAUGAGCUAGCCAGCUGCAAGUCCCGCAUGUGCAGCCUCAAGGAACAAAACGAUAAGCUGCACAGCGACAAAGUCAAUGCCAAGAAGCACGAGCGAAAAUUGGAGUACAAAAUUGAAGAUCUCAAGCAGCACACCGCCGAGCUGCAGGAACACAUUCAGCGAGGAAACAAGGAGAAGGCCAACGUGGCUGCCGAGCUGGAGGCGGAGAAGAAGAUUUUGCACACGAAGCGGCAGGCGCUGGAAAUGGCAUCCGAGGAGAUUGCCAAGGCCAAUCAGAUAAUCCUCAAGCAGAACCAAGAGAUCCUGGGCCACAGGAAAACGAUUGGCUGGCGCACGGAAGUGGCGCUGCAGCAGGAAAAGGCCAUUCAGGAGAAGGAGAAACUAUUGUCCCUGCGCGAGAAUGAGCUGAGGGAAGCGCGAAUAACAAUCAAAGAGCUGCGCGAGGAGAUCCCCCACCAACUGCUGUCCAUGCGACAGUUUGCCAACACCCUGGAGAAAAAGUAUUCAAGUCAGAUACUCACACUGAAGGAACGUUUGUCAGGAACGUGCACCGGCAAGGAGAAUCGCCGCUAGGAGGCCACGUGCUUAGUUUUUCAUGUUUCUUAUCGUUAAUUUAUUCUCAUUUCUCAUUGAUAGGUUUAAUAAAAUUAAGUUGUAUUGUU
This is a messenger RNA of Drosophila guanche, 1554 nucleotides long. RefSeq names its product spindle assembly abnormal protein 6 homolog (gene Sas-6). The record is from RefSeq and is a predicted model, not a curated record. The transcript has 3 exons. Gene Ontology annotation, biological process: centriole replication. Gene Ontology annotation, cellular component: centrosome; centriole. The coding region runs from base 65 to 1465 and encodes 466 amino acids. NCBI's taxonomy places the organism in Eukaryota, Metazoa, Arthropoda, Insecta, Diptera, Drosophilidae.